GCUUGGCAGCGUUGGGCCAAUUCUUUGCUGAGGACCCACGACACUUUGGUGUCCGGCUGUCGGCCCUCUACACCGGCAGCAAUUUAAUCCAGGAGCCCCAAACUUGCGAAAGAUUGCCGACGAAGAGGUACCAUGCGGCUGAUGAAGCCAACAGCCUAGAAAGUGAAGAGUUGGAUGAUUUUGAUGCCCAAAAAUGGCACCUUGUGGUGGAUGAAUUGCUGGAGCGCAUCCAAAGCAAGAAAGAGUGGGAGACAAUGGCAAAGCUACGGGAAAUGUACGUAUUUAAAGAUUCAGAACGUGCUGCCGAUAUUGUUCACGUGGAGGCCUUGGCAGAGCUGAAUGACGAAGAGUUGCGGGGCUUCGACAAAACUAGAGAGGAGUUGGAGACGCAGGCACGCCUAGGCACGCUUUCUGGACAAGCCUUCGACGCCAUGCCACCAAAAGAAAAGGAAUCCUUCACGGCCAAACAGCAGCGCUUGAAGCAACAGCAGGAGUUGGUGGAAGAUGAAACAACUGCAGAACGCAUUGAGCGUGAGAUGGCGGAUGAGAUCAACGCCCAAGCAGAACAGAAUGCCUUCAAAAUCCCGCAAUGGGUAAACAUUGCAGGAGCACUGCUGGGGGUUCUACAGCUCAGCUACAGAAUAGAACAAGAGCGGGAGCGCAGGGCAGAUGACUACUUUGCAAAUCCAAGGCCUGAAAUUUAUUCCUUCGUGGCUUCGAUGUCAUUCGAGGUCGGAGUGGCAUGCCUCAUUGCAAUUAACUGCGUCCUGCUGGGCUAUCAAGCAUCUUUGCCAGACGGAGAGAAUGAAAUGCUGUUUGACAUUGGUGAACACAUUUUUGUUUCGCUCUUCCUCUGCGAAUGGUUGAUGCGAGUGCUCGCAUUUGGCUGGGUCUGGGUUUUUGAGUUCUCCAAUGCGGCAGACACGAUGAUGGCUGCUCGAUUGGUUCACUCUUCAGCAGGCCUAGCAGCCACUGAGGCCAUUGGCAAGGCUGAGAUCUUCAAAGGUGAUCCAGACAUCGAACUAUUGUUUGGGGAUUUGCUUAAGUCUAUGUACACAAUGAUUCAACUUCUGACUUUGGAUACCUGGGUGGAUACCAUUGCACGCUUUGCCAUUGACCCAAGCCACAACAUAAACAAGGAAUACUGGGGCGAUCGGGCCCUGGAACAACGCAACGCGCGUGAGAUUGAGAUGGCCAAAAAGGCUGAGAUUGAGAGCCUAACACAGAGCCUUGGUGAGUUGAGCUUCGCGGAGUUCGAAGGGGCCCUGAAUAUCCCCAAAGUCAGGCAGAUGCUGGACGUCCUUGGAGUGCAGGCAAAUGAAUUGCAAGAGGUUUGGUAUGUCCUGGAUGAUGGCGACAAUUGUCUUACCAUCAAGGAGUUCACAACAGGAAUACGUCGGAUGCGGGGCCAAGCGAAGGCGAAGGAUCUUGCAGACACUGUGAAGCGUUUGCGCCUGGCCACGCGGAGUGUUGGGGAGCUCUUGGCACAAGCAGACCAGUUCCACAGUGCAAUCUCCUACAUCGAAGAAGAGUGCAACCGGAUCUCUGAUGACACUGGACGAAUGGUUGGCCUUUUCCACGAGAUGUAUCACAGGGACGAGAAGGUGGACGAGGAAGACGAUGAAGAAGAGCAGCGAAAGAAAGCAGCGGAGGAUCAGAGGAGCGUGCAAAGAGAAGCAAAGCUGGAGAACUCUUGGCGCACAUCUCCACACUACAACAAAGAGGUCCAUGAGCUUCUGAAGAGUAUGCAGAAGGAGGUCGGGAGCAAGCAUAUCAACCAUUUUCAGGGUGUCAUGGAGAAGUAUAUUCUGAAGAUGCAUUUUUCAGCCUCACAAGCAGCGUCUUCCUUCCAGGCACGGGAGGCCUUCGAGGUUCUGGAGGAACUGCAGCUGCACCAUGACAAGUUCAUGAAGAGCAUUGAGAAGGCGCAACAGUUGCGGGAGCAACUGUCUGUGGACCCGCGAAUCCUUGAGAGACGAAUCAGUCAGACGCAGGUACGCACUGAACAAGCACAGAAGCCAAAGGAGAGCCAUGUUCGAGCGCAUUUUCGAAUCCGCUUUGGUUGUGCUGUUUCAGCCACUGUGAAUUCACUGGGCUCAAACCAACGAGAGGAGUUGGACUGGCAUGUCAUCAUUGGUGCCGGAGUGCCAGAGACAACAUGGUGUAAGUUCCCUGUAGAAGUUCGCAUUCUGCAGGCCGAAUGGUUAAGCAAGUCGGUGCAACAAGGACGUCUCCUCCCAGAGACUGACUUCCAGGCGACAAUGCAACGGACUUUGAGAGAAUUUCAGGACUCGGACCGAAAACGAGGGAGAAGUGCAGAGAGCUGCUUGCCACUGGUGGACUGCAGAGAUGCAGCGACGCAGAUCUUGCAGGAGAUACUGUGGAUGUUGAACACCAGAGGGUGCCGCAGCCUAGAAGAACUGCGUUUGCGACAAGAAGAGCUGCAGCUGACGCGGACGCAGAGGUUGGGCCUGAAGUACGUGGAAGACUUCAAAAGACGCAUCCCGCGAAUAGAAGCCGAAGAGCUGAUCAAGGCGGUGUCAGAUGCCGCUGAUAAGGCCUACGGCAACAAGCAGGUGGAGCUCAUCCCAUGUGGCUCCAUGCGACGUGGAGCGCAAAGCAUGUCAGAUAUUGAUCUUGUUAUUGCGCCAUGCCAUGGAUGUGUGCUUGCUGGAGGCCUAGCACCUCUGCUAGCAGAGCUGCGAAGCAUGGGUGUGGCCAAGGAGGAGCUGGGUGGUCACGCUCCAAAUUCACCAUAUGACGACGGAGAAGAAACACAUUUGGGAAUCUUUCGCUUGCCUGCAGAUGGAAAUCUCUACAGGCGAAUGGACCUCAUCCUCUCACGGAGAGAGCACUUGCCGCUGGUGUUGCUCAACUGGACGGGCUCGGGCCUUUUCCUGAGAGAGUUGCACCGCCUGGCAAGCUACAAAGGUCUAAAGAUCAGCUCCACACAGCUUCUAGCACGAGACGCUACUGGCAAAGGAGUUCAGGUGCCUGUGACUGAGGAGGCAGAUGUUUUUGAAGCCUUGGGCUUGGCAUAUCGACCACCAGAACAAAGGGAGUUGGAUGACAGCCUGAUGCGCUUUGUGCAGUCCUCCAAGCCUGGUGCACCUGCUUUGAAGCGGCAGAAGAGUGAGAUCCUUUGA
Messenger RNA from Durusdinium trenchii, 3146 nucleotides. The record is from the annotation of a GenBank genome assembly. NCBI's taxonomy places the organism in Eukaryota, Dinophyceae, Suessiales, Symbiodiniaceae.